GCGGUUUCCUAAAAUGUCAAAGAUUGAUAGAUUGCUCAUGUGCUGGUGGGUUUUCACGGGCCUGACCCACAUGAUCCUUGAGGGUUAUUUUGUUUUCUCUCCAGAAUUUUUUAAGGAGAAGACUCCAUGUUACCUCGCAGAAGUUUGGAAAGAAUACAGCAAAGGUGAUUCAAGAUAUGCAGCAAGAGAAUCUGGAAUUGUUGCUGUUGAAGGAAUCACUGCUGUUUUAGAGGGUCCAGCUAGUCUUCUAGCAGCGUACGCUAUUGCCACAAAAAAGCCAUAUAGCUACAUACUUCAAGUAGCUAUUUCUCUAGGACAGCUUUAUGGAACUGCUGUAUAUUUCAUUACUUCUUACUUGGAUGGGGAUGACUUUGCUGCAAGCUUGUAUUAUUAUUAUGCAUACUACAUCAUAGCAAAUUCGUUUUGGGUUGUAAUACCCACACUUGUCGUAAUCCGGUGCUGGAAGAAGACAUGUGCAGCAUUCCAGAUUCAAGAUCAGAAAAAGACCAAAAUUCGUUAAGGUUGGAUCCAGAUUUUGUUUCAAGGACUGGAUGGUUUUAAUUCUGUGACUUGUUGUGUUUUGAUUUAUGCUUUGUAUUGAUUGUGUCUGGAUUGAAUCAUCGUCCAGUGACAUCAACAUUAGUAUGGCGAAAAGACCAUAUUUGAAUGUGUCUGUCUGUAUCCGGAAUUUUGCAUAAGAGGAUUGUUUACUUGAUGAGUUUGUUUAAGUGGAACUGAUUGCCUACUAUUAUUUGUUACCCCGUUUCCCUCCUCCGCUUUUUUUUUUUUAAAUUGUUGGGGUGGAAAAGAGUAGG
Ilex paraguariensis (yerba mate) is the source of this 815-nucleotide messenger RNA. Lineage: Eukaryota; Viridiplantae; Streptophyta; Magnoliopsida; Aquifoliales; Aquifoliaceae. The record is from the annotation of a GenBank genome assembly.